Molecule: messenger RNA, 1774 nt
Organism: Medioppia subpectinata
Lineage: Eukaryota; Metazoa; Arthropoda; Arachnida; Sarcoptiformes; Oppiidae
Source: the annotation of a GenBank genome assembly
AUGUAUCAUCCAAACGGAGACAUCUCUUUGUCGACCCAUUUAAACGGUGGCCAGAAUUCGCCGCCGAGUGGUAUCCAACAGCCCUGUGCCAUAUGUGCCGAUAAGGCCACCGGCAAACACUACGGCGCCUUCAGCUGCGAUGGCUGUAAAACCUAUAGUCGGCUCACAAUUUGUGUCGCUUUUCUAAUUCAUUACAUUAAGGGAUUCUUCAGACGCUCAGUCCGUAAGAACCAUCAGUACUCGUGUCGGUUCAGUAGGAACUGUGUUAUUGAUAAAGACAAACGAAAUCAAUGCAGAUAUUGUCGGCUCAAGAAGUGCUUCCGCGCGGGAAUGAAGAAGGAGGCCGUUCAGAAUGAAAGGGAUCGCAUCACUUGCCGGCGCCCCAGUUAUGAUGACUCGGCCAACACUGGCGGCACUUCCAUACACGCACUUCUUCACGCGGAGAUGUACUCACGACAGAUCGUUUCACAACCGAUUGAAACCAAUUUUCAGUCCAAGAAAUUGGCAAAUAUUAACGAUGUGUGCGAUUCGAUGAAACAACAGCUCCUCAUUCUAGUAGAGUGGGCCAAAUGCAUACCGGCCUUCACUGAACUCCAGAUCGACGAUCAGGUGGCCCUUCUUCGCGGUCACGCCGGCGAACACCUGCUGUUAGGACUGUGUCGCCGAUCCAUCACAAUGAACGACAUCCUAUUGCUGGGCAAUGACUUCAUAAUCCCGCGCCACUCACCCGACCCCGAGAUUAGAGGCAUCGGAAACCGUAUAUUAGACGAAAUCGUGGGCGUCAUGAGAGACGUCCGGAUGGAUGACAGCGAGUUUGCGUGUCUUAAAGCGAUCGUCUUCUUUGAUCCUUUUCUGUUCCUAAUACAAAAUGCAGCUAAAGGCCUUCAGGAUCCUAAUAAAGUCAAGACACUCAGACGUCAGGUGCAGACCUGUCUCGAAGACUAUAUCAACGACCGGCAGUACGACUCGAGGGGCAGAUUUGGUGAGAUUUUGCUGCUGUUGCCGCCCCUCCAGAGCAUAACCUGGCAAUUGAUAGAACAGAUCCAAUUUGCCAAACUCUUGGGAACGGCCAAAAUCGAUAGUCUGAUCCAAGAGAUGCUUCUCGGAGGUAAUGUAAACGCAACGCCCAAUGGCCCAAUACAAUGGUCCAGAAACCAUCAGCUCUGGCAGGGAUCGUACCCCAGACAAACGUUUCCGGACAACAGUAGUGCAAACGCCUCGACAAAUGUCAUGUCUGGCAGCGGGUCAUCCAGUAGUCAUCAGUCCAAUGGCUCUCAACCUCCGAUGACUGUCCACACAAUUGGCGGUGCCGUCAAUGGCGUCACCACUAAUAUAACCAAUAACUCACAUAACUCUCUGGCAAAUGGCCACCACUCGGACAUAAUAUCCAACGGUCACAGCUCUGACACAUCCAUUCCCUCCCCAAACGAAGAUUCAUAUAAAAUACAAUCAAAUCCAUUGUCCUUCAAACGAGAAAAUAUUGAAUCCGAUGUUAACUCGUUUUAAAACUCGUUUUUUGUUGAAUUUUUUGUCUAUAAAAUCAGAAGAUUUUCAUUUCCAACACCUUUUAGAAGAUGUUUUGUUUGAAUGCAUAAUUAAUAUCUCCCGAAAGAAAUCAUUAAAUCAUUUUGUCUGACAUUACUAUCAUUUUUCCAGUAGUUUAUCAAAGAUUUCAGACCUAAAGAGAUAUAUAUUUAACGAAAUAAUAAUCAUAUUUGUUUAAAAAGAGAGUUUAAUCUUAUAAUUUACUGUACUUUAUAACGAGUUUAUUUUG